ACUCCAGCCUGGAGCAGCACUCAGUGCCGUCCAGGCUGAAAGCAUCGGAGCUAUUUCAGACACAUUAAAAGGGUCACAGUCAAUACCUCAGCUGGUAGAAGAAGGUACCUCUUUCAGCAUCAAAAGGAGGGAUAAGCCUCUGUCGUAAAAAUGUCAAAACAACCAGCAUCACAUGUCAAAGCCAUUCAGGCUAAUAUUAACAUCCCAAUGGGAGCAUUUCGCCCUGGUGCAGGCCACCCUCAUAAAAGAAAAGAAGUUACACCUGAAGAAGUAGAGGAGAAUGCUCCUGCUUCAACAGAGGAGGAGAAAGAGAAGAAACUGCUCCCAGGAGCUAAGAAGCUUCCAGGUCUUGCUGUCAACUUGUCAGAGAUUCAGAACAUAAAGAGUGAGCUGAAAUAUGUCCCCAAAGCUGAACAGUAGCUGGAAGAAGCAGGUCUUACAAGUGAAACAGAAUGGAUUCCAACGAAUGGAGGAAAUUUCAAAUAUUUUAUAUAUUUGUAUGAAGACUAUGAACUUCCCAACUCUUCAAUACCCCAUAAGAAGCAUCUUCUUUGUACAUUUAUAUCAAUGCUUUCUCCUUGUCCAUUUUGUUUAACAUAGGAAAGUAGUGCUGAAAUAAAACAGAACAAAGCAACUAGCUUUGUACAUAUGUGUAUGUACAGGAAUGAUUUUGACCUGAGAAUGGGGAGUAGUGUAAUUUGAAGUUUGAGCAAAAAUAGAAAAAACUUAAAAUAAUUACAUCAUUAUUUUCAAUUAAUUUAGUUUCUUUCUUUUUGAAAAAUGUCAAUGUGUACAAAAGAGUUUUUAAAUUAAUUCAGAAAGUGCAGAAUAAAUGAGUGAUAUAACAUCUUAUGUUCUGCUAUGAGCUCCUAGUUAUAGAAGAGGAAUCAUGUAUCAUGUGUAAUAAAGGAAAUUAAAAUAUUAAGAGCAAUGGUCUUUCUGGUGA
Molecule: messenger RNA, 946 nt
Organism: Melospiza georgiana
Lineage: Eukaryota; Metazoa; Chordata; Aves; Passeriformes; Passerellidae
Gene: SMPX
Product: small muscle protein X-linked
Exons: 5
Coding region: 151-420 (89 amino acids)
Cellular component (GO): muscle tendon junction; costamere; M band
Source: RefSeq, a predicted model, not a curated record